Molecule: messenger RNA, 9018 nt
Organism: Synchiropus splendidus (mandarinfish)
Lineage: Eukaryota; Metazoa; Chordata; Actinopteri; Syngnathiformes; Callionymidae
Gene: cdc42bpab
Product: CDC42 binding protein kinase alpha (DMPK-like) b
Exons: 42
Coding region: 1095-6557 (1820 amino acids)
Biological process (GO): actomyosin structure organization; peptidyl-threonine phosphorylation
Cellular component (GO): cytoskeleton; cytoplasm; actomyosin
Molecular function (GO): ATP binding; protein serine/threonine kinase activity
Source: RefSeq, a predicted model, not a curated record
UCACCGACUCUGAUGUCCUUGUAAACCUUUAAAUGAAGAUAGUCCUUUGAACAGUUGGUGGUCCUUUAAUCUCAACAGAGGAGAGCCAGGUUUAAUAUCCCACAUCCCAUAAUCCAUUGCGUAGUUCCAACGGAGCCGUGUGUCGGCGAAUCUUUGCUGUGUAACAUAUCUGAACGCGAGCUGCUGGUAGCUUGACUCUGCAAAGACAGAGAGGCGACCGACCGGCGGGGGAGGCACAGGACAGGACAGGGGGAGUCAAGGCUGUGUCCCGUAUUUGGAAUAAGCGAGACAAGACAACCACGGCUGACCCUCUCGCCGCGUGACCAAGACGAAACUUCAAAGGUUAAACCAGACGAUUUUUUAAAAGGAACUUUCAACGAAGCUUUCAAACUAAGGUAGACGUUUGUAGUUUCUGGACCGAGAAUGGGAUUUAGAGAGAAUACGUGCUGUCAGUGAGUUGCGAAAAACCAGGACUAUCUCUCCGUCGGAUGCAAAGAACACGAGUCAUUUGAAAAGGAUUGAAUUUUUGACUUUCUUUGUAUGUAACUCGCUGGCGAGCUAGCUGGCUAAGCUAGCGAGCUGCUAACUAAGCCUGUGUCGCCCUUCCAUUCCUGGAGCAGAGGAGGGGCGGCUGUGCUUUGUAGCAUUGCAGAUCUGCAUUUUCGGGUCGCUGCAAGAAUGGGGGAUCGCGGAAAUCUACAACAAGAAGACGCCAGGAUCCACUAAACCGCCGUCACUUGCUGUAGAUUAUUAUUAGCCCGCAGAGGCGACUGAAAACCGCAACACUAGGUCGGGAUUUUGCACAUAUCACCCGGCCCGGGGCAGCUCGGGUCUGAAACUGUGUUUUUUUUUUAUGUUGACUAGUUCCUGAAAUGGGCUUUAUGUCCAAUCCCUCCUAGAUGCUGGAUGUCGGAGGAACGAUCAUGAACACGUACAUGAAUUAGCCUCAGCUGAAGUUUUAUUAUUGUUUGUUUUAUUCAAGAGUUCGAUAAGUUGUUUAAGGGGCGCCCUUAAACAGGCCGAGGGGGGUGUCUGCUCAUCCACCACCACCUCCUCAGAUCACCAUUACAUCGAAGGCCAACUAAGGAAUAAUCAUGUCGGGAGAGGUGCGUUUGAAGAAGCUGGAGAAGCUGAUUCUGGACGGUCCGGUCCAUUCCACCGGCCAGUGUCUGAGCGUGGAGACCUUGCUGGACAUCCUGGUGUGUCUCUACGAUGAGUGCAACAACUCCCCGCUCAGGAGAGAGAAGAAUAUUCUGGAGUUUUUGGAUUGGGCAAAACCCUUUACUUCCAAAGUGAAGCAGAUGCGCCUGCACAAAGAAGACUUUGAGAUCUUAAAAGUGAUUGGACGAGGAGCCUUUGGAGAGGUUGCAGUGGUGAAGGUUAAGAACACAGACAAGGUGUUUGCCAUGAAAAUUCUCAACAAGUGGGAGAUGCUGAAGCGAGCUGAGACUGCUUGUUUUCGGGAAGAGCGUGAUGUUCUAGUAAACGGGGACUGCCAGUGGAUCACCACCUUGCACUAUGCCUUCCAGGACGACAAUAACCUGUACCUGGUCAUGGACUACUACGUUGGUGGUGACCUGCUCACACUGCUUAGUAAAUUUGAGGAUCGACUUCCAGAGGAUAUGGCCAAAUUCUACCUGGCUGAAAUGGUUCUGGCCAUUGACUCCAUCCACCAGCUCCACUACGUCCACAGGGAUAUCAAGCCAGACAAUAUUCUGUUGGAUAUGAACGGACACAUCCGUCUGGCUGACUUUGGCUCCUGUCUCAAGCUCAUGGAAGAUGGAACGGUCCAGUCCUCUGUGGCAGUCGGAACCCCAGACUAUAUCUCCCCUGAGAUCCUCCAGGCUAUGGAGGAUGGGAAGGGCAAGUAUGGACCUGAGUGCGACUGGUGGUCCCUGGGAGUCUGCAUGUAUGAAAUGCUAUACGGAGAGACCCCCUUCUAUGCAGAGUCCUUGGUGGAGACCUAUGGCAAAAUCAUGAAUCACAAGGAGCGCUUCCAGUUUCCACAGCAAAUCACAGAUGUUUCAGAGGAUGCGAAAGAUCUGAUUCGGCGGCUCAUUUGCAGUCGUGAGCACCGACUAGGACAGAACGGCAUCGAGGACUUCAAGCAGCAUCCCUUCUUCACGGGUAUCGAUUGGGACAACAUCCGCACGUGUGAAGCCCCAUACAUCCCAGAGGUCAGCAGUCCCACAGACACGUCCAACUUUGAUGUAGACGACGACUGUCUGAAAAAUUCAGAGACAAUGCCCCCUCCCUCACACACUGCCUUCUCUGGCCAUCAUCUGCCCUUUGUUGGCUUCACCUACACCAGUAAAUGCACUAUCUCCGACCGAGGCUGCCUGAGACAGCUGGCAGUCCAGCCAGGGAAGACGGGGCAGGAUCAGGUUGAUGUGGAAGUACAGCGCAGCUUAGAGGACAGUCUCGCCACAGAAGCCUAUGAGAGAAGAAUUCGUCGCUUAGAGCAGGAAAAACUAGAGCUCAGUCGUAAACUUCAAGAGUCGACCCAGACAGUUCAAGCGCUGCAGCACACUACAGGCGAAGGUCCAGUCAGCCCAAACAAAGAAGUGGAGAUCAAAAGUCUCAAGAGUGAAAUCGAUAUUCUCAAGAAGCAGAUUGCUGACUCUGGCCAUCUGGAGAAAAAGCUUGAGGAUGUCUCGCUGGCUCGCCGGGAUCUGGAGGACUCAUCCAAAGUUAUUAAAAAUUUAGAGAAACAAAUAAGGGGCCUAACACAGGACAAGGAUGAUUUACAGAAGAACCUUCUGGACACCAACGAGAAGAUGAAGUCUCAAACAAAAGAGCUUAAGGAAGCACACAGUCAGAGGAAACUGGCCAUGCAAGAGUUUUCAGAACUCAACGAGAGACUCACAGAUCUCAGGUCGGCAAAGCAACGUCUGACUCGGCAGCUGCGAGACAAAGAAGAGGAGGUGGAGACUCAGUCACAGAAAGUUGAGGCACUGCGUCUGGAGGUGCGCAAGGUGGAGAGAGCUAAGAAAGAGGUGGAGGCUCUGUCAGAAGAGCACGCUGCUGAAGCCCAGAAAGAGAGGAAACUGAGGGAGCGCAAUGAGCAGUAUAGCAGACAGCUGGAGGAAGAGUUGGAAGGAUUGAAGGUAUGUACACCUGUCAAGCUUUAUCAUAUAUGUUUUCAGAGUGAUAUAGGACUUUUUCCUUCUCAGUUGAAGCAGGCAGGCUCUUCCAUCACACCUGCUUCUGCGGACCAGUCCCAGGAAAUGGGUCGCUUACGUGGAGACCUGGAGAAGAAGACGGUCCUGUAUGAGGAGGAGCUGGCCCGCAGGGAGGCACAGCACAGCAACGAGCUGAAGACCCUUCGCAAAGAGCUGCGUGAUGCUGAGAGUCAGCACCUUGCCCUGCAGAAAGAAAUCCUGGUGCUCAAAGACAAAUUGGACAAGACCCGAAGAGAGAGCCAAAGUGAACGAGAAGAGUUUGAGACUGAGUACAAACAGAAGUAUGAGAGGGAAAGAGUGAUGCUCACUGAAGAAAACAAGAAGUUGUCCAGUGAACUAGAUAAGCUGACAAGCAUGUUUGAGAAGUUGAACAGCUCCAACCGGCAACUGGAGGAUGAGAUGAGAGAGCUGGCUGACAAAAAGGAGAGCGUCGCUCACUGGGAGGCCCAGAUCACAGAAAUCAUCCAGUGGGUGAGUGAUGAGAAGGACGCUCGAGGCUACCUGCAGGCUCUCGCAACUAAGAUGACGGAGGAGCUGGAGGGACUGAGGAACACUAGCCUGGGAGCCCGAGCCACGGACAUGCCUUGGAAGAUGCGGCGUUUCGCCAAGUUAGACAUGUCGGCCCGUUUGGAGCUUCAGUCGGCUCUGGACGCUGAGAUCAGGGCCAAGCAGACCAUUCAGGAUGAACUCAACAAGGUCAAGGCCACCAGCAUCUCCACAGAGUGCAAACUGCAGGAGGUGGAGACCAAAAACCAGGAACUCCUUGCUGAGAUUGACAGGCUGAAAAAGGAGGCGGAGGAGAUGAAGCUGCGCAGAGGUGUCAAGCACCAGGAUUCCCAGAAUUCCUUCCUGGCUUUUCUCAAUGCCCCCACCUCAGCGCUCGACCAGUUUGAUCGCUCGCCAUCCGUCGGGCCGGGUAGCAAAGGCAGACGUGUGGAGUCCAUGGAUAAUUUCACUCCUUCCAAUACCCCGUCCCGGGAAGAUGACCCCAAGUUCCACCUUAAGUCUCGCUCACGGUCGCCCUCCAUGGCCAGUGAUAUGGAGCCCAUAGAGUUAAUAGAUCAUCCUCGGUCCGUUCAGACCCCCACCAUGCGCUCCGGAGGAUAUGGCAGCAUCGGCCGGUCCUCUCCCAAGCCUAAAGCCCAUCAGUUUGUUGUUAAGAGUUUCAACACGCCCACCAAGUGUAACCAGUGCACCUCGCUCAUGGUGGGACUCAUUCGCCAAGGCUGCACCUGUGAAGUGUGCAAUUUUUCGUGCCACGUCACGUGUGCAGACAAAGCUCCAGCUGUGUGUCCGGUCCCCCAGGAUCAGACCAAGGGCCCGCUGGGCAUCGACCCUCAGAGAGGCAUUGGCACUGCGUAUGAAGGGCAUGUCAGGGUUCCCAAACCAACUGGGGUGAAGAAGGGCUGGCAGAGAGCGUUAGCUGUGGUCUGUGACUUCAAACUCUUCCUGUAUGAACUCGGGGAAGGAAAGGCCUCGCCGCCGAGUGUAGUCGUGAGUCAAGUCAUAGAUAUGAGGGAUGAAGAAUUUUCCGUCAGCUCUGUUCUGGCUUCUGACGUGAUCCACGCCAACCGCAAAGACGUCCCCUGCAUAUUCCGAGUGACAGCCUCCCAGCUGUCUCCCUCCAGCAGCAACAAGACCUCCAUCCUGAUUCUGGCCGACAGCGACCAGGAGAGGAACAAGUGGGUGGGUCUGCUCAACGAGCUCCACCGCAUCCUCAAGAAGAACAAGCUCAAGGAGCGAUUCGUCUACGUUCCCAAGGAGGCUUACGACAGCACGCUGCCGCUCAUCAAGACCACACAGUCCGCUGCUAUCAUCGACCACGAGCGGGUCGCCCUGGGCAACGAGGAAGGCCUUUUUGUCGUCCACGUCACCAAAGACGAGAUCGUUCGGGUCGGGGACAACAAGAAGGUGCAUCACAUCGACUUGAUCCCUCAGGAGCAGCUGCUGGCUGUCAUCUCGGGUCGGAACCGCAACGUCCGUCUCUUCCCCACCCAAGCGCUGGACGGCCGGGAGAUAGAUUGCUUCAAGAUGGCCGACACCAAGGGCUGCCAGUCCAUUGUGUCCGGCACAGUCCGGAAUGGCUCUCUGACCUGUCUCUGCGUGGCCAUGAAGAGACAAAUCAUUUGUUUUGAGGUGAAUAAAAGCAAGGCUCGUCACCGUCGUCUGCGGGAGAUCCAGGCUCCUGGACAAGUCCAGUGGAUGGGUCUUCUCAGUGAGCGUCUCUACGUGGGCUAUCAGUCCGGCUUCUCCCGCUACAGCGUCCACGGUGACACUUCUCCUGUCAGCCUGCUGCACCAGGAGGACCACACGCUGGCCUUCAUCCCGCAGCAGAACCUGGAUGCUUUGUGUGCUGUGGAGAUCUCCAGCAAGGAGCUGCUGCUCUGCUUCAGCUCCAUUGGGGUCUAUGUGGACUCUCAGGGCCGCCGGUCCCGCCAGCAGGAGCUGAUGUGGCCCGCAAUACCCAAUGCCGCCUGCUACAACGCCCCCUACCUGUCCGUGUACAGCGAGAAUGCAGUGGAUGUGUUCGAUGUAAACACCAUGGAGUGGAUCCAGACGAUUCCUCUGAAAAAGGUGCGUCCGCUGAAUGUCGACGGCUCGCUGAACCUUUUGGGUCUGGAGACGGUACGGCUCAUCUACUUCAGGAACAAGAUGGCUGAGGGCGACGAGCUGGUUGUCCCGGAGACAUCAGACAACAGCAGGAAGCAGAUGGUGCGCAGCAUGAACAACAAGAGACGCUUCUCCUUCAGAGUACCUGAAGAGGAGCGACUCCAGCAGAGGAGAGAGAUGCUGCGAGACCCGGAGAUGAGGAACAAGCUGAUCUCGAACCCGACCAACUUCAACCACAUAGCUCACAUGGGGCCCGGAGACGGGAUCCAGAUCCUCAAAGACCUCCCCAUGGAGACCCGCGCAGGCUUCAGCGGCUCUGUCAGCAUCCCCUCCAUCACCAAGAACCGGGCCGAGCCGGGGCGCUCCAUGAGUGCCAGCAGCGGACUGGGCAUACGCACAGGCUCCUCCUCUCAGAACGGCAGCGCCCUCCGCAGGGAGCUGUCGGGCGGCAGCUACGGAUCGAAGCGCCAGACCAUGACCUCGCCCUCCGAGAGCUCCUUGUCCUCUGGCGGCGGCAUGGACUGCGGCGACGCGCCACUCUCACAGUUCGACAGAGAGUGGCAGGCCGUCUCACCGUCGGAGAAGACCCCCGAUCUGAAAAGGGCUUUAAGGACCCUGCUUAGUAAGAUGAAGGACUCGGACUCCCCCCGACACUCCACGGCCUCCAACAGCUCCACCUUCAGCAGCCCACCCAGCCCCGCCUCCCCCCACAAGACCAAGUCUCUGUCCCUGGAGAGCACAGACCGGAUGGGCUGGGACACAUGAGUCCCCCCCCACCCCAGCACAGCCUCCGCCACGCUUCCCCCUAAAGAAGAAGAAAAAAAAAAAAGAGAAUCUCCCGUCACUGCCCAGAGAACUGCACCGCCUGCCCACUGCUGCCCCCUGCUGAACACUCUUCCCACUGCGUCCCCUGGGCGCUGACUUCCUCUCGCAGAUUUUGGGGCCUAGAGAUGCUCGAGGCUGUGUGUGUGUGAGUGUUUGCGUUCGCCAGCGUGUGUGUGUGUGUGUGUGUGCGUGCAUGUGUGCUUCAUAGGAACAAGAGCCCCCCAGCAACCCCCUGACUCUUUUUGGUCACGUGACUCCUGGAAAAAAAGAGGAUAUUGGUGGAAGAGAUUUGUACUUGUACAUAGGAGCCUCAUGGUUUUAGGGGACAAUAUUUUAAUUUAUUUAUCAGUCUUAGUUACGGUAAGGGAGGCUUUCUUUCUCGGGGCCCUUCCCCUCGUUUCGACCCCUGGCUUCCUCCUUUCGGGUGUCACGCUGAGAAAACUUUAAAAUGUAUGGGAAAAAAAGCAAGGAUUUUCAAGUGCAGUGACUUUAUAAGAUUUUCAGCAAAAAGCUAUGGAACAGCAGGUGACGUCCUCCGUCAGAGCAACAGCGCCCUCUAGAUGUUUGCUGUACAACCAAACCCCUCCCCCCUGCCACAAUAAUGUAAAUAAGUUGAAAGUAGAGAGUAAUAUAUGACGCUAUGAACUCUGAGGCAGACAAAUAUCCUCUGUGACUCCUUUUCUUUUGCGUGAGUUUGGGGUUUGUUUCUAUGAUUAUUAUUCACGAGAAGCCAUUUUAAACCACUUUAGUUGGAUUUGAAUUUGUUUUGGGUUUUUUUUUUCAUGUACAACACAAGUCGUGUGGUUUUAGUUUCUCCCCACUUUAUCGAGUGAAGAGUGCGCGUGGAUGGACACUACUGCCGUGAACACUUCUGUCACACAGUUUGACACACUGAGCUCGUGUUCUCCACUUUAUGCCUUUUAUCUUCCCGUGCUCCCCACAUCGGCUCCGGUUCCUCUGCCGGACCGGUCGUAACCAAAAACACUAAAAGAGGGAAACUUUCCGCAGCUGUCGGUGACGAAAUGCAGAAUGUAACUCACUAAGGAGCAAGAUUUUUGAGUCCAUGUCGGGUUUUUACCUCUGCUAAAUCAAGUCUUAAAUCCAUGUCGGAGUUUACCUCCGCUCUUUAAAAACACUAAGAGGAAUCUACAAAUGCCUCCUGGAUCCAUGUUCCAAGUCUGGGUCAGGUUUCACUUUGACUGACCUAAUGUUAGAUAAAUCUGGUAAAUACUCUGGAAUCCAUGUCUGAUUUUGCGUGUGAUUCACUGAUGCCAAACACUAGGUGUAUUACUUCAGUUUGAUCUGAGUUUACGCUGAUAAAUUAUGCGUCCAUGCUGGGUUUCACUCGGCGAGAUUUUAUUCAAUCCAUUACUGGUUUUACCGUUGCUCUACCGUUAUCUUGAAGAUGGAUCUGAAAUCUGUUCCAGGUUUUACUGUUGGCUGUACUUUACGAACCUGGUGAAGGCCGUCUGAUAUGUGUCGGGUUUUACUUUUAGUUGUACUACAAAAAGAUGAAUCCAGUAAAUAUUCCUAACUUCACGGCAGGUUUUACUUUUACUGCACUUGUGUUUAAAUCCUGCGGAUGCUCAGAAAUCCAUGACAGGUUUUACUGUAAGGUAUUUGUUUCCGUUUAGCUGUGAUUAAACUGUAAAAUGAUCGAGCCUGGAUCCACACCAGGUUUUACUUCAUCCCAGUUAACACGGAUUUAAACUCGCCUUGAACCCAACUAUCUCUUUAUCAUUCGUUCUCUGUAGAAUACUCUGGUUAGAAAGGGAACCAUCUUCUGGGGAUCAUUCCGGCCGAGCUCCACUAACUCAUUCCGAGUGUUUUUACUUUCCAACUAUUCCACUUUGUACGAGGGUGAAGCGUCGCAGCGGGUUGUAAUUUCCGAACUGGAGCGAGAGUCUCCUGGAGCCCGCGUUAAAGCUGGUUGAAGAAACUCAGGAAACAGUGGGAGGCGGAGCAGGGGGGGAAGAAAACGGGUCGACAGAAGGCUCCAGGAGCGACAUGGCGACGAAAUCUCUUGUCAAACUCAAACGCCUUCGCAUUUCACACGUUCUCUCGGAAACCUCUGUCAUAUCGUGCUUCACUUUUGUUUUCUAGCUUUGUAAUAAUUUGUACAGUUUUGCAUGUUAUAGAUGUAAUCAUUUGUUUUUUUUUCGGUUUGUUUUAUUUGGACUUGCUUUCUCUUUUUUUAACGGUUUUGGGUGUUUCAUGAGGAUAACCCACUACAGGUGAUGUAGAUUCCUUUUGCACAAGAAUAUUUAAGGUGUAAGGUCAAAACAAAAGCGAUGUAAUGAAACUGGCUGCCGCACUCGUGCGGACAGAGCUCAUAUUAACCCGACUCCGAUGUAUUUCAAUAAAGCGGAGGGCUGUUACCACUCGUCUGUCCUUCUUUUAU